Messenger RNA from Pseudovirgaria hyperparasitica, 222 nucleotides. RefSeq lists its product as uncharacterized. The record is from RefSeq and is a predicted model, not a curated record. Gene Ontology annotation, biological process: pyrimidine nucleotide import into mitochondrion. Lineage: Eukaryota; Fungi; Ascomycota; Dothideomycetes; Acrospermales; Acrospermaceae. Gene Ontology annotation, cellular component: mitochondrion. The annotation marks the transcript as partial. The transcript has a single exon. Gene Ontology annotation, molecular function: pyrimidine nucleotide transmembrane transporter activity.
AGCCUUGCAGGCGUAGUCCCUGCAACUGCAAUUAAAUUCUACGUAUACGGCAACUGUAAAUAUCUUGGAGCGCAGAUGCUAGGGUGCGGAGAAGACGCGGCCAUAGUUCACGCCUACGCUGCCGUUGCCGCUGGGAUACCAACAGCGACUGCUACAAAUCCAAUCUGGCUUGUUAAAACAAGACUGCAGCUUGAUACCUCAACAGUUGAAACACUGACGUAA